AUGGGCUUUCGAGGCUUGAUCAAAGGGUUGAUCCGAUACCCUAGCCGACUCUUUCGAGACGAAUUGGAAGAUGAUAUCUCGGUGACAACCUUCGGAGACGCCGACCUCGAAGCCGAAACGAAGAAUGAUAGUCAGAGAGAAAGCCAAAGGCUCUGGAACUUCAGCAACACAAGAACCCUCACAGACACUUUCGCUCCUGAGAAGCCUGGGCGUGAGCGGGUAUAUGAUAUUUGCUCGUUUGAUGAGAGUAUCUUUGCCGAAAUAUUCGAAAGCCUUGACCUGGUCGAUCAAGUUUGUUUUGCUCUAACCUGCAAAUUUCUCUUUGCCACAUAUAAGGGGACUGUCAAAGAUAAAGCAAUACUUCCGCAACAGCCGACUAUACAUCGUCUUCCUCUCUCGUUUGUCAACAGCGAUGAUAAGCUACGAGUUCGACUCCUUGUGCGGCUUGAGAAUUCCCAGUGGGCAUAUUGUGCCGAAUGUUUUCUACUCAAACCACGAAGGAUGUUUGCACCAGAUUCGCUCGCAGUCUUGCCUCUGAAGAGACGUUGUGAGAGCUACAAUGGAGUCAUAAAAUUCUGCCCAUGUCUUUACUUUACUCUUCGAGAUCGAAACAAUGUACGGGCUCUUCUCCGAUCCUCCCUUACGCCACCUCCGACUAACUAUGGCGCUUUUGGGUUUCCUUCUGACGAAUGGAGAUGCAAAAGUCAUGUCUGCCCAUAUCACUCAAACGAUAAUGAAGAGGUGCAGAUCUUUGUGUCAAUAGCUCUUCGUAGUAUGGGCAUGAUCGGUUUGUACGUUUGGUACUUCCUUCGUCUUCCAGAAUCUUCUAGGGAUCAGGCCAGGCUAGCCGACCCUAUCCUCAUAUGUCCUCACCUGAAUCUAUGGGACUUGGUAUACGCGCCUGGAAAUUCGACUGAAUGCAGAAUUUGUGGUGCUGCUGUUUGGAGAGGGUCAGAUUCACAGGGAGACACUGAUGCAGUGACUUUUACCACACGCCUGUCUCUUGGGUAUGUCGAUGAAUCGGAUGACCCGCUAUGGCUUCUUUACUGCUGCACCCCCGAGGAUGACACUCAGUAUGUUGCUCCUAGCCUGUAA
This is a messenger RNA of Penicillium paradoxum, 1095 nucleotides long. RefSeq lists its product as uncharacterized. The record is from RefSeq and is a predicted model, not a curated record. The transcript has a single exon. Bases 1 to 1095 code for a protein of 364 amino acids. NCBI's taxonomy places the organism in Eukaryota, Fungi, Ascomycota, Eurotiomycetes, Eurotiales, Aspergillaceae.